ACCCAGGACCCCAGGGGCUGCGGUGAGGGGCGGCGCGAGGGGUCCCCUCCCUCCGGCCCCCGCUUCCCCGCCGGCACCGCCCCCUCCCUGGUUCCGAGGCCGCGAGUCGGCCAGCGCGCAUGCCCGGGGCGGGGCGCGGGGCGGCAGCGCGGAGCCGGCGCGGGGGACGACGGCGCUGAGUCCGCGGGUCCGCCCGCCAGCCCCGCCGGAGGCAGCCGAGGCCGCUCGGGUGGCAGCAGCGGCGCAGCGGCGGCAGCAGGAGCCGGAGCGCAGCGCGCGGAGGAGCCAGAGCGACUGCACGGCCGGAACCAGACAGCAGCCUGGGGCCCAAGCAUGGUCAGGAGGGCCGUUGGGCAGUGCUGAAGACCCAGCCUGGCUCCAGCUGCUUCGAAAGGACUCCAGCCCCCCAGGACCCCAGCCCACAGCCCUCUGCUGCCCACAGGAUGGGAGCCUGGGCGCUAGGAGCCUGGCCAUGAGGGACUGCUGCCCCUCCCAGAAAAAGGCCAGCCCUGCACCCCCCAGGCACACCCCUGCCCAAAGCCCAGGAAUGGACUCUAGACACAGCAGCCCCAGUGGAGCUGGGGAUGGGGCCUCCUGCUCUGAGGGCCCUGGCGGGAGCUUGGCCUACCCCUCCCUGACCUGCAUCCCUUCCCAAGAGGCAUUGGGGGCACAUGGAGCCUCGAUCUCAGGGACACCAGAAACCACCUUCUCUGGGAGGCCAGAGCCUGUGUCCUCAGUGAAAACUGAUCCCUCAUCCUCGGAGAACAGAAAUCCUGUGGAGAAAAUGGAUUCCAAGUCUUCAAAGCAGGCAGAUUCCACUUCCAUAGAAAAGGAAGGUGCUGGGUCCUUGAGAAAGGCAGAUCCCACCUUUAUAGGAAAGACAGAGCCUACAGUCUCAGGAAAGGGGCAUCCUGUGGCUUCUGGAAGGAUGGAUCCUGUGAGCUCAAGAAAGGAAGAUAGUGGAUCCUUGGUAAAGGUAGAGCCUACGUGCUCUGGCAAGGUGGAUACAGUGUCCCCAAGGAAGGAGGAUCCUGGAUCCUCGGCCAAAGUGGAUCCUGCAUUUCCAAACGAGGAGGAGCUUCCUCUGUCCUCAGAAGAGGUGGGUCCUGCAUCUCCCAGAAAGGCAGAUCUUGUGUCCCUGGGAAAGAGAGAUCCUGGGCCCUCAGGAAAGGUGGAUUCCAUGUCCUUGGAAAACAUGGAUUCUGCAUCUGCAGGAAAGACAGAUCCCAGGUCCUUAGGAACACUGACUCCAGGCUUAUCAGGCAAAACAGAGCCUGUAUCCUCUGGAACAGUGGCUCUGGGGUUAUCAGGAAGGGUGGAUCCUACAUGGCUGGAGAUGACAGAUCUUGCAUCCAUGGGAAAUGCAGAAACUGUGUCCUCUGCAAAAGAGCACGCUCAGUUCCUGGGGAAGAUAGAUCCUGCCUCCUCAGGAAAGGGAGAUCCUGUGUCUAUGAGAAUGAUAAGAACUGUGUCUGCUGGACACGUGGAUCCUGUGUUUUCAGGAAAGAUGGAUCCCACAUCUUUGAAAAAUGUGGAUCCCAUGUCUUCAGACAGGGUGGGUCCAGUCCCUUUGGGAAAGGUAGAUGCUGUGUCCUCAGGAAAGCCAGAGCCCUUGUCUCCUGGGCAGGCAGAACCGGCGUCUAUGGGCAAGACAGAAACUGUAUCCUCAGGAAAGGAGGACCCGGUGUCCUCCAGAAAGGUGGAUCCCAUUUCUGUGAGAAACGCAAAAACAUCAUCUUCUGGAAAAGUGAAUCCUGAAUCUUCAGGAAAGAUAGACCCUGUGCCCUCAGGUCCAGGGAAUCCCGAGUUCUUGGGGACAGUGGGACUCUCCUCCUCUGUAAAACCUGAGGCAGUGCCUGGGGGGAAAGCAGAUCCGCUCUCCCUGGAGAAGGCAGGUCCUGUGGCCUCUGGAAAGGUGGGUCCCACAGCCUCAGGGAAGGCUGAUCUGGCCACCUUGAGCAAGGAGGAUCCUGUGAGCAGGGAGAAGGCAGAAAUUGUUCCCCCUGGAGAAGUGGACUCCGUGUCUUCAGGAAAGCUGGCCCCUGUGACCCUAGGAAAAACAGUCCUGGCAUCCUGGGGAACAGCAGAAGCUGUCCCUGAGGGAAAGGUGGAUCCUCUGCCUCUAGAGAAGGGGAAUCCUAUGAACUCCACAAAGGUGGAUCCCAGGGCAUCAAGGAAAGCAGAACCCAAGCCUGAGGGCAGAGCCGAAACAAAGCCCCCUGGGCAGGAGGAUCCUGCUUCAUCAGAAAAAGCAGAGGCUGCAUAUCUGCAGAAGCCACUGGCCUUGGACAAGGGGGAUCCUCGAUCAUCAGGAAAAGCAGACCCUGUUGCCUCUGGGAAGGUGGAGCCUGUGGCCCUGGGGAAGGCCGACUCUGCCCCUCCGAGAAAAGCAGAGCCCACACCCUCGGGGAAGGUAGCCCCCCUGACUCUGGAGGAGACGGAGGCCCCCUCCAUCAGGCAGUCAGAUGGUAAACCCUGCGGCUCAGCCGCCUCUCCCGCGGGUGCUGGGAGUGGCGGGGGCCGCGUGGAGCCAGCGUACAGCAAGGAGGCCCCUAGCCUCGGCCAGAAAGCCCCGGCGGCCUCUGGGGCCGGGAGAAGCCCUGGCCCCGAGGCUGCAGCGCCCCCGCCAGGGCCGCGGACUCGCGACAACUUCACUAAGGCGCCGUCGUGGGAGGCGAGCGCCCCGCCGCCGCGCGAGGACGCGGGCACACAGGCGGGCGCGCAGGCCUGCGUGUCGGUGGCCGUGAGCCCCAUGUCUCCGCAGGACGGCGCGAGUGGCCCGGCCUUCAGCUUUCAGGCGGCGCCGCGCGCGCCCAGCCCGGCGCCCAGGCCGCCCUCGCGCCGUGAUGCGGGCCUGCAGGUGUCGCUGGGCGCCGCCGAGACGCGCUCCGUGGCCACCGGGCCCAUGACGCCGCAGGCCGCAGCGCCGCCCCCCGCGCCGCCCGCCUUCCCCGAAGUGCGUGUGCGGCCCGGCUCCGCGCUGGCGGCCGCCGCGGCGCCCCCGGAGGCGGCCGAGCCCGUGCGCGACGUGAGCUGGGACGAAAAGGGCAUGACGUGGGAGGUGUACGGCGCCGCCAUGGAGGUGGAGGUGCUGGGCAUGGCCAUCCAGAAGCAUCUGGAGCGACAGAUAGAGGAGCACGGCCGCCAAGGGGCGCCCGUGCCGCCGCCCGCCGCGCGCCCGGGCCCGGGUCGUGCGGGCUCAGUGCGCGCCGCGCCCCCCGAGAGCGCGGCCAAGCGCCCGCCCGGCCUCUUCCGCGCGCUGCUGCAGAGCGUGCGCCGACCGCGGUGCUGCUCGCGGGCCGGCCCCACGGCCGAGUGAGCUGCUCCCCUUUUGUACGCCGCGUUUCCAACCUUCUCAGGCUCCCUCCUUGAUCCCGGGCUCCUAGAAGGGAUUCCUUCCACGCGCGACAGGCCUCCGAGGGGUGGGCAGCCUCUAGGGCCUUCUCAUCCCCUUCUUUUCAGCCCCCGUUUUCCAAAUACACAAAUGAACCCCCUCUACCCAGCUCCCUCGUGGUCAUGAGCCCACGAACCCAGCCCUGGCACCCCACUGUCCCCUCACAGCCCUCAGCUCCACCCCCUGCCAGUCACACCGGGUGACCUCGGAGACCUGCUCAGCACCCCCACCCCCAGCCAUGAGAGCUGAGGCAGGCUCCCAAGAGGUCCAGACUGGCGUGCGGGGACUCCAGUGGCAGCCAGGUCCCGAGAACGGGAGAGACUGUACAAAAGCUCCGAGUGUGCAAGGAUUGGUGUGUGAGACCCCUGAGUGUGCAAGCCUCUGAAUGUGAGGCCUUGGGCGUGUGUGAGUGCAUGUCCAUGUGGCGGGCUGGCCCCUGUGGCCCAGGCAUCUCUUGCAUGCUGGUAGUCGUCCCCAAUUCCUGUCUCCCAUCACCUGGCCCCACCUCCAGCCCUAUCUCCGCCCUCACUGGCCGCUGGUUCCCAAUCCCCAGACAGGGAGGGCAGCUGCGGGAGUCGCCUGGGGGGCAGCUGAAAGGAGAGGUCCAGAAAGGUCAGAGGCUCACAGAAGGUCUUGGGCCCAAGCAGGCUGGGUGACAGCUGGUCGUGGGUGGUGGGGCAGGACUGAGAGCCCAUUCACAACACAGUUGUCCUUUAAAAGCCAGCCUCUCCAGCCCCUCGUCCCCUGUGUGCUGUGAGCCCCACAAGUUCCUUGUGACCACUCAGUACCCCUGUCCCAUGUCCCCGCCCUUCCAGCCACAGUUUUUGGCUACAAACUGUCACAAUAUACAUUGAUAAUAAAAUUUU
This is a messenger RNA of Diceros bicornis minor, 4260 nucleotides long. RefSeq names its product G protein regulated inducer of neurite outgrowth 1 (gene GPRIN1). Lineage: Eukaryota; Metazoa; Chordata; Mammalia; Perissodactyla; Rhinocerotidae. The transcript has 2 exons. The record is from RefSeq and is a predicted model, not a curated record. Gene Ontology annotation, biological process: neuron projection development. Gene Ontology annotation, cellular component: plasma membrane. The coding region runs from base 473 to 3319 and encodes 948 amino acids.